Molecule: messenger RNA, 1590 nt
Organism: Saccoglossus kowalevskii
Lineage: Eukaryota; Metazoa; Hemichordata; Enteropneusta; Harrimaniidae
Product: cytochrome P450 4F3-like
Molecular function (GO): iron ion binding; monooxygenase activity; oxidoreductase activity, acting on paired donors, with incorporation or reduction of molecular oxygen
Source: RefSeq, a predicted model, not a curated record
AUGUCUGAUCAGCUUAAGUAUCUAAUGUCGUGGAAAGAUUCGACAGUGAUGGCAGUACACCAAUAUGCCAGCGUGGUUUGGGUGACGAUCUGUGUCGUCCUAGUGUUAAACACGCUGCUACGACUGGCACAGUUGAUGAGAAAACGUAGAAGGGCAGAACGGGACCUUGCAUUGUUUCCUUCCCCGAUGAGGCAUUGGUUUUUUGGACAUUUGCUGCUAAUGAAAAACAACGAACAGUCAUUUCUGCUACUGGAAAGUUUUACCAAACAUCACAGCACGUCUCGAGUUUCAUGGACAGGUCCGUUUGAAGUCACCGUUAUAUUGUACCACCCAUCGGUCAUCAAACCGCUAUUGGCGAGCACAGAACCAAAAGACGAUUUAUUUUACGGAUUUUUACGUCCCUGGCUUGGUGAUGGGCUGUUGCUAAGUCGGGGAAAGAAAUGGUUCAGAAACAGGAAGUUAUUGACGCCAGGAUUUCAUUUUGAUAUUUUAAAACCAUACGUUCAAGUAUUCAAUGAAUGUGCAAAUAAAAUGCUGGAUAAUUGGUCUGGUAUAUACAAAUCUUCUGGUAACUCAGAUGGCGUAACCAUGGAAAUGUUCGAACAUAUCAGUCUGAUGACGUUGGAUAGUUUAUUGAGAUGUAUUUUCAGUCAGGAGAGCAAUUGUCAAAUGCACAGGACACAUCCAUAUAUCCAAGCUGUGUAUGCGCUGUCGUACUUAGUUGUUGAGAGGGGACGGUUCCCGCCCUUUUAUAGUGAUUUUAUUUACGCCCUCACACCAAGUGGGUAUAGGCACAGGCAAGCUUUGAAGGUUCUUCAUGGGCACACGAAUGCUGUUAUCAAAGAGAGGAGGGAAACUUUAAAAUCAGAAGAAGCACCUGGAAUCGGCGGCAAAGAGAAGAAGUUCAUAGACUUUUUAGACAUUCUUCUUAAAGCCAAGGAUGCCGAUGGGCAUGGAUUGACAGACAAAGAAAUUCAAGAUGAAGUCGACACUUUCAUGUUUGAGGGUCACGAUACCACAGCUAGUGGCAUCUCAUGGUGUCUAUACAACCUGGCCAAAUACAAAGAACAUCAAGACAGGUGUAGAGAAGAGGUCAAUGACCUGUUGACCAUCAAGGAUAGAACAAAUAUUGAAUGGGAAGAUCUUGGUAAGUUACCAUAUCUUACGAUGACUCUAAAGGAAUCUCUGAGACUUCAUCCUCCCGUGCCUAUGACUGGUAGAAUGUUGACAAAACCGUUGGUCUUGCCUGACGGCAGAACUAUUCCUCCUGGUUACCGAGUGACAGUAAACGCAGACUGUCUUCAUCGUAAUCAACAUGUUUGGAAGGACCCAUUGGUGUUCGAUCCCCUGCGAUUUACACCGGAAAACAAAAAGACCAGAUCACCCCAUGCAUACAUACCGUUUUCUGCAGGUCCACGGAACUGUAUCGGUCAGAAUUUUGCUUUGAAUGAAAUGAAAGUAACCAUUGCGACUAUUUUGAACAGAUUCGAAUUGGAUGUGGAUGAGAGUCAGCCUCCUAAUCGCACAAUGCGUCUAGUAUUGCGAUCAAUUAAUGGAAUUCAUUUGAGAGUUAAACCACUUACCAAAUGA